Messenger RNA from Aspergillus versicolor CBS 583.65, 837 nucleotides. Its product is annotated as oxidoreductase, short-chain dehydrogenase/reductase family. The transcript is spliced from 3 exons. The record is from RefSeq and is a predicted model, not a curated record. Lineage: Eukaryota; Fungi; Ascomycota; Eurotiomycetes; Eurotiales; Aspergillaceae. Bases 1 to 837 code for a protein of 278 amino acids.
AUGGUCGGCCGACUCGCCGGGAAGAAUGCGAUCGUCACCGGUGCUGCUGGUGGCAUCGGCCUCGAAACCACAAUCCUGAUGCUCCGCGAAGGAGCCUCCGUCCUAAUGACCGACAUCAGCGCCCCUGGACUCGAGCGCGCCCUUGCAAAAGUCAACACCGUCGUUCCCACGCACGACGGAAAGAUCGAAUACCGCGUCGUCGAUGUCUCCAAGGAAGAUGAUGUCGAAGGUGCCAUUGCACAUCUAGAUUCGUGGGGUGGACUCGAUGUCCUGUUUAACAAUGCAGGGAUCAUGCACGCCCAGGAUGGAGAUGCCGAGCAGACGAGUGAAAGUAUUUGGGACCUCACGAUGAAUAUUAAUGUUAAAGGCGUGUGGUAUGGAUGUAAACACGCCGUCAAGAGCUUCAGGAAAAACGGUAAAAGCAAAGGCAGCGUUAUUAACACGGCGAGCAUGGUUGCGCUUGUGGGCGCCGCGACGCCGCAGUUGGCGUAUACAGCGAGCAAGGGCGCUGUCCUAGCCUUGACGAGGGAGCUGGCAAUCGUACAUGCGCGCGAAGGCUUCCGAUUUAAUUCGCUAUGUCCGGCGCCUCUCAACACUCCUCUCCUGCAGGACUGGCUCGGCGAUGACAAGGAAAAGCGCUUUCGGCGGGAGGUCCAUUUCCCGACCGGUCGGUUUGGAGAGGCCAUUGAACAGGCCCAUGCGGUUGUAUUUUUGGCCAGUGACGAAAGCAGCUUCGUCAAUGCCGCGGACUUUGUUGUUGAUGGUGGUCUCACCAAGGCGUAUGUCACCCCUGAAGGGCCCGCGACGAAGGCUCCACAGAACUUGGGCAGUGCAUAG